This is a messenger RNA of Panicum virgatum (switchgrass), 1147 nucleotides long. RefSeq names its product protein LURP-one-related 15-like. NCBI's taxonomy places the organism in Eukaryota, Viridiplantae, Streptophyta, Magnoliopsida, Poales, Poaceae. The record is from RefSeq and is a predicted model, not a curated record. The coding region runs from base 246 to 860 and encodes 204 amino acids. The transcript is spliced from 3 exons.
GCCGUUGGACUAGAAUCUGAAACCGCGUCGCGGGAGAAUUCAAGUCUGAUCGCUGGAACCCGAGCUGCCAUUGCUCGUACUGCUGCUGCUACUAGUGCUACCUGCUGCCUCAGGGCAGGCCUGGUCAAACUUCCCAGUCCGGUCGCAUCCCAUUCGAGCCAGCCAAGCCUCCACGCCUUCGCCGCAGCGACGUGCGCGUGCGUCGGUCGCCUCCCUCCCUAGCUCUGUGCCUGUGCGCGGCGGGGAUGGCGAUGGAAAUGGAGGACGCGGCGGUCCCGGCGCUCGCGGUGGUGGACGCGCGGUUCUGCGCGGCGGACGCGGCGUCGCUGGCCGUGGCCAAGGCGCUGAGCAUGUCCGGGAGCGACUUCGCCGUCACGGACGCGGCCACGGGCGCGCUCGUGCUGCGCGUCGACGGGGUGCUCUUCAGCCUCCGCCGCCGCUGCGUCCUCGUCGAUGCCGACUGCCGGCCCGUCCUCACCGUCCAAGAAUCGGCCCUGAUGCUGAGCACGCGGUGGAAGGUGUUCCGGGGCGACAGCACCAGCCGCCGGGACCUGCUGUUCACCGUGGUGAAGCCGUCCGUGAUCCAGCUGCGGGGGCCGACCAAGGUCAGCGUCUUCCUCGCCAGCAACGACGCCGAGCAGGCCUGCGACUUCAGGAUCACCGGCAGCUACCACGACGGCGCCUGCGCCGUCUCGCUCGGCGACUCCGACACCGUCAUCGCCAAGAUCGACCGGCGGUUCAGCGUGGUGAGCGCGCUGCUGGGGAAGAACACGUACAGCGUCACCGUCAACCCGGGCAUCGACUACGCCUUCAUCGUCGCGCUCGUCGUCAUCCUCGACGAGAUGCAUUACCAGAGAUGACGCGCUUCAGUUUCCGUCCCGAGUCACCCUCAGGCUUCAGUCAUUCUCGAAAAAAAAAACCAUCAGGCUUCAGUUUCGCUGCUCCCCUGUUGUGUCUUCCUGAUCGGGCUCUGCAAUUUUGAUCCCAUUGUUGGUGUUCUGCUGCUCCAUUUAGGGGUUUCUUGUGAGAUGUGGGUGAUUCAUGUCUUUGCCCUUCUGAUUUUCCGAAGGUUGUGAUGUUGUCACAACGAUAAGCGAAAAAUUAAGAUUGAAAUUCGCGUUGAGAUGAGGUUAAACCGCACUUGACA